ACCCGAUAAUCUCAAAGGCACCCCCAAAACCAAAACCCUACUCUCUCUCCCCUCCCUUUCACUCUGUAAUCUGUAUGCGCUAGGGUUUCAAAAUCGGAGUCCAUGGCUACGGAGACUGCUGCGAGAUCGAGCUCGGCGGCUGAUUCGUACAUAGGGAGCUUGAUUAGUUUGACUUCCAAGAGUGAGAUCAGAUAUGAAGGCAUGCUUUAUAACAUCAACACCGAAGAGUCCAGUAUUGGACUCAGAAAUGUGCGAUCUUUUGGAACAGAAGGAAGAAAGAAGGAUGGAGCACAAAUCCCACCGGGAGACAAAGUUUAUGAGUAUAUUUUAUUUCGCGGGAGUGACAUCAAGGAUUUACAGGUUAAAUCUUCUCCACCUGUUCAGCCUACACCACCUAUAAACAAUGAUCCAGCUAUUAUCCAGUCUCACUAUUCCCGCCCAGCUCCUUCAACAUCGAGCUUGCCUGCUCCAGCUAGUGGAUCUUUGACGGAUAUUAAUUCCCAUGCUCCACAGAUGGGACUCCCUGGUCCAAAUUUCCAAGGUAGUUUACCUUUAUAUCAACCUGGAGGCAAUUUAGCGUCAUGGGGUGGUACGCCGCCUCCUCCAAGUGCAAAUGGUAUGCCAAUGUAUUGGCAAGGAUACUAUGGCCCUCCAAAUGGGCUACCUCAUUUACACCAGCAGUCAUUGCUUCGACCACCACCUGGGCUGUCAAUGCCUUCUUCACUGCAGCAGCCACUGCAGUACGCCAAUUUUACUCCCUCCUUACCUACUGGAGCUUCAAACUUGCCCUCAAACUUGCCUGAAGUUCCACCACCUGUGCUUCCUGCUGCUAGUAUUAGUUCCUCUAGUUUGACUGCUACUUCUUUAUCCCCGUCAACAUUGCCAACAACUCUGCCUCCAGUGCCUUCUACAACAUUAUCUCUUGAAACUCUACCAAGCUCAAUGCCUAACAAAGCACCUAGUUCUGCCCCCUCUGCACCUUCGGCAGCCAUGCUUAGUGCAAGCUUGCCACCACUAUCUUCUCUGGCUACUUCAAGCCCAGAUACAAGUGUUGUGCCACCAAUCUCUAACAAGCCCCAUGCAAUUUCUGGUCCAACCUUGCCUUAUCCAAGCGCAUCUCAAACGACUUCCUCUGUUGCUGGGACAGCCAAUUCUUUGCACACGGAAACACUAGUGCCUUCUUUGGUAACCCCAGGCCAGCUUUUGCAGUCGGGAUCCGCUACAGUCUCUUCAUCUCAAUCUCUGCAAACAGCUCACAAGGAUGUGGAGGUUGUACAAGUUUCAUCAUCAACCUCAUCAGAACCAUCGGUUCCACUUUCAGCAGAACCUCAGCCACCAAUAUUGCCACUUCCUCAACAACCUGCACAGGCUGGUCAAAAGGACUAUGUGCGUUCUCAGCCAAAUGGAGCUCCAUACCAAAAUCAAAAUCGCCAGGGUUAUACAUAUAGGGGACGUGAAAGAGGACGGGGGACUGGGAGUUCACGUCCUAUAACAAAAUUCACUGAAGAAUUUGAUUUCAUGGCAAUGAAUGAGAAGUUCAACAAGGAUGAGGUUUGGGGUCAUCUUGGCAAGAGUAACAAACCUCACAAAGAGGGUGAUGGGAAUUACAGUGAUGAAGAUGACAUUGAAGAUGAAGACGAGGCUGAGUUAUCGAAGCCCGUCUACAAUAAGGAUGACUUCUUUGAUACCAUCUCGUGCAAUUCUACGAGUCAUGACCAGAAUGGAAGGACAAGAUACUCUGAGCAAAUAAAGAUAGAUACAGAGACUUUUGGCGCUUUUUCAAGGUACCGGGGUGGAAGAGGCGGCCGUGGUCUUGGGCGUGGUGGCCGUGGUCGUGGUGGCUACUAUGGAAGGGGUUAUGGAGGUGGCGGCGGCUAUGUCCCAAGGGGCCGUGGCCGGGCCAUGCCCACUCGUGCUGCCUAUGAGAGUUAGUAUUGGUAAACAUUCAAAGCCUCAUCUUGCCCUUCAGAACAGCAAAGAGAUUUAGGGCUUAUGCUAGUGUUGUGCUUUUUGCUUUAUUUAUGCUUGUCCAGAGAAUAAGUAGAAGUAAAUGCUUUUUUUUUUCAGUAUCAAAUUGCCGGUCGGUCUGUAUGUGUUUCUUCAACCUGACUUGACAUUCCUUUUUAUUGACCAAAUCAAGAAGCACCGAGUUUAGUGAAAGAAAACCUUCUGUUUA
Molecule: messenger RNA, 2176 nt
Organism: Pyrus x bretschneideri (Chinese white pear)
Lineage: Eukaryota; Viridiplantae; Streptophyta; Magnoliopsida; Rosales; Rosaceae
Product: protein decapping 5
Exons: 8
Coding region: 103-1932 (609 amino acids)
Biological process (GO): cytoplasmic stress granule assembly; P-body assembly
Cellular component (GO): P-body
Molecular function (GO): mRNA binding
Source: RefSeq, a predicted model, not a curated record